Molecule: messenger RNA, 2176 nt
Organism: Arabidopsis lyrata subsp. lyrata
Lineage: Eukaryota; Viridiplantae; Streptophyta; Magnoliopsida; Brassicales; Brassicaceae
Product: monogalactosyldiacylglycerol synthase 2, chloroplastic
Exons: 5
Coding region: 530-2038 (502 amino acids)
Biological process (GO): glycolipid biosynthetic process
Molecular function (GO): hexosyltransferase activity
Source: RefSeq, a predicted model, not a curated record
AAGUUGAUUUUCCCAUAUCAAUUGCUAUGAGAAAUGUUUUUUUCAACACAUUGUCAAAGAAAAACACAAGGAACAUAAGAAAUCAUUGGAAGUUAUGUAAUAUCCAUGGUCAGUUCUAACACUAAAAACAGAGGUUAACACGAAAACAGAGUUCCACACUAAAACAGAUAGUCAAAUUAUUUUGCAUAAUUGUUAUACUAUAAUGUCUUUCAUUCUUUUGUUAUUAAUUCUAGGUUUGCUUUACUUUUCGAGGACGCUGAAUAUUCGAAUCUUUCAAAUCGAACAUUCCAAAAAAAGACGCGAUUCUGACGGCUAAUGUCAUCAUUGGCCAACCAGUCUUCUCUGUUUGUCUUCCAUGUUUCUCUCUUACAACAUCAAUCAUUCACCCAAAACACUCUCUUUCUGUCUCUUUCCUCGGAAGAUUUUCCUUCUCCGGUGUCAAAUCGCCGUGGAAGGUGAUUUUUCCGGGAAAGUCUCCGUUUUGUUUCUCCUAAACAGCUCAAAGACUCGUCUCGUCUCCUUCUUGUAAAUGGCGACGACGGUUAUGUCCCUAGCAGAGAAAGUGCUCGAAAGAGUCUACGGAACUUCCAAAUCCGCCGUUUCCGUAGCAGGCGGCGAAAGCGAAAAGACUCACCGUCACACCCAUCAUCACAUUCAUCGUAGCAAAAGCUACGACGACAGCGACGAUGAUGUUUGUUACAGCGACGAGGAUGAAUCAUCAAUGGAGCUUGUCCAGAUCGGUGCUGAGAGGACAAAGAACGUCUUGAUCCUCAUGAGCGACACUGGUGGCGGUCACCGUGCCUCCGCUGAAGCUAUUCGCGACGCUUUCAAGAUCGAAUUUGGAGACAAAUACAGAAUAAUUGUGAAGGAUGUGUGGAAGGAAUACACAGGGUGGCCAUUGAAUGAUAUGGAGAGAUCAUAUAAGUUCAUGGUGAAGCAUGUUCAGCUAUGGAAAGUUGCUUUUCACAGCACAUCUCCCAAAUGGAUCCACUCUUGUUAUCUAGCAGCCAUUGCCGCCUAUUACGCUAAGGAAGUAGAGGCGGGUUUGAUGGAGUAUAAGCCUGAGAUAAUCAUUAGUGUUCAUCCUUUGAUGCAACAUAUUCCAUUGUGGGUUCUCAAAUGGCAAGAGCUACAGAAAAGAGUUCUCUUUGUCACCGUCAUUACUGAUCUCAACACUUGUCAUCCUACUUGGUAUAUAUUAUUAGCUUGGUUUAGUCUUUUAGAGAAGAUGGUAGCUGCAAAGUUUUUUUUUUUUAAUCUUCUGUGGUUUAGGUUUCAUCCGGGGGUGAAUAGGUGCUAUUGUCCGUCUCAAGAAGUGGCGGAAAGGGCGUUGUUUGAUGGGCUCGAUGAGUCUCAAGUCCGUGUUUUUGGUUUACCUGUCAGGCCAUCUUUUGCACGAGCUGUUUUGGUGAAGGAUGAUCUAAGAAAGGAGCUUGAGAUGGAUCAAGAUCUUCGUGCGGUUCUACUGAUGGGAGGAGGGGAAGGUAUGGGUCCUGUGAAAGAAACAGCCAAAGCUCUAGAGGAAUUUUUGUAUGAUAAAGAGAACAGGAAGCCCAUUGGGCAAAUGGUUGUUAUCUGUGGACGUAACAAGAAAUUGGCAUCUGCGUUAGAAGCCAUUGAAUGGAAGAUUCCUGUCAAGGUUCGAGGAUUCGAGACUCAAAUGGAGAAAUGGAUGGGAGCUUGUGACUGCAUCAUCACAAAAGCUGGACCGGGAACAAUUGCUGAAUCGUUGAUCCGAUCACUCCCAAUCAUCCUCAACGAUUACAUUCCCGGACAGGAGAAAGGGAAUGUGCCGUAUGUGGUGGAGAAUGGUGCAGGAGUGUUCACAAGAAGUCCCAAAGAGACAGCUAGAAUCGUUGGGGAAUGGUUUAGCACAAAGACAGAUGAGCUGGAACAAACUUCAGAAAAUGCACGUAAACUAGCUCAGCCUGAGGCAGUCUUCGACAUUGUCAAAGACAUUGAUGAGCUCUCAGAGCAACGAGGUCCUCUUGCUAAUGUCUCUUACACUCUUACCUCUUCUUUUGCCAGUUUAGUUUGAUGUCCGAUGUCUUAUAUUAACAUGUCUCCCUUAGUAGUUCUUUGUCUGUUACUUUUUCUUUUAUUUUCUUUAAUUUGUUUAUUGAUUGAAGUUGUAUGUAUUAUUUUCAAGCAAAAGGUUCAUGAUGUUUUUGCAUUA